AUGGUCGUGGCUCGAAGACGACGCAAGGAAAGCCGGCCCCGUCGGCAGCGAACAACAUUCUCUGCCCACCAGACUUUACGACUAGAGCUUGAAUAUGCACGAGGCGAAUAUGUAGCUAGGGCUAGAAGGUGCGAAUUGGCAUCCACAUUAUCGCUAAGCGAAACCCAAGUGAAGAUAUGGUUUCAAAAUCGACGAGCUAAAGAUAAAAGAAUCGAAAAAGCUCAAUUGGAUCAGCAGUAUAGAAAUUUAGCGGCUGCUUCAGGCUUAUUUCCCACCGUGAUGACUCCUCCAUACUGCAUGCCACCAUCCUGCCCAUGCCUGCCGGUGCACCAAACGACAGCAAUAAACGACAAAUAA
Messenger RNA from Arctia plantaginis, 357 nucleotides. The record is from the annotation of a GenBank genome assembly. NCBI's taxonomy places the organism in Eukaryota, Metazoa, Arthropoda, Insecta, Lepidoptera, Erebidae.